Oryzias latipes (Japanese medaka) is the source of this 3469-nucleotide messenger RNA. It is a transcript of the gene sh2d3a, whose product is annotated as SH2 domain containing 3A. NCBI's taxonomy places the organism in Eukaryota, Metazoa, Chordata, Actinopteri, Beloniformes, Adrianichthyidae. Gene Ontology annotation, biological process: positive regulation of peptidyl-serine phosphorylation; small GTPase-mediated signal transduction. The record is from RefSeq and is a predicted model, not a curated record. Gene Ontology annotation, molecular function: phosphotyrosine residue binding; guanyl-nucleotide exchange factor activity.
UUAUCCUGCUGGAAGUAACCAUCAGAAGAUGGUACACUGGGGUCAUAAAGGGAUGGACAUGGUCAACAAUAAUAUUCAGGUCAGCUGUGGCGUUGUAACCAUGUCCAAGUGGUACUAAGGGGCCCAAAGUUUACCAAGAAAAUAUCCCCCACAUCAUGACACUACCACCACCAGCCUGAACUGUUGAUUUAAGGCAGGAUGGAUCCAUGCUACAGGAGGGUCACCCGGUGUGGUCUGCCUUAAGGUUGGAUGUGUUGUGUGUUCAGAGAUGCUCUUCUGCUGCAGACCUCGAUUGUAACAAGUGGCUUUUUGAAUUACUAUUGGCUUUCUAUCAGCUGGAAACAAUCUGACCUCUGGCAUCAACAAGGCAUUUCUGCCAUUUUGCUCAGUUGAGUUGCUGCCAUAUGAUUGGCUGAUUAGAAAUUUAUGUGAACAGGCAGUUGAAAAUGUGUGACUAAUAAAGUGGUCAGUGAGUGUAGAAUGGCUGAUACCUCUUUAUUUCUCAAUAGAAGUUUGUGGGAUUUUGGCUUCCUGGCUAGAGGGGAGGGGUCAUUCAGUCCAGUUCCCAUCUACAUUCUAUGCUCCCUCUCUAAAUCAAUAAUACAAAAUACUACGUAUGUGAAAAACUAUUUUACUACACCAUUUCUUUUCCUUUUGGAGGUUCUUCCCAGUAUUUCCCAGUUUUGUUCUUGAAUAAAAUAAUUCAACAGAAAGCCAUUUUCUGGUUUUGUAAAAACCAGAAUUCAUCUCUGAAAGCCUUUUAACCAAGGAUGCCAUUUAAAAAAAAGUGACAAAUGUUUGUUCUGAUAAGUUUUCUCAUUAAAUGUUGGCUAUCCUUUCUGUGUCUGGCUGCACUACAGGGCAUAAAUAAAAGAGUGACCUCCGUAUGCAUUUCAUAUCCCACAGUAGAGUAUUUAAUUGCAAAAUUAAAAUGUAAAUAACUCACUUUUUUGGCGUGUGAGCAUAGAACGACAAAUAGUUGUUGGUCAUCACUAAAUGGAGCUAAUCUCAUGACAUCGCGCGGGUCUUACACACCGACGUACCUGCGGUCAGGUGUUGUCAGGUCGGCCUCGCUCGUGCAGCUCCACUAGGGCUGACAGACAGGAAUGGAGUUUCAGGACGGGGGCUUGGGGCGGGGAAGGAGGACAGCUCAGGAGAAACUUGUGAGAACUCGCCCGAGUCUGUCCAGGAAGACGAGGAAGACGGGGAUAAGUGGGCAGGGAGGACUUGCGGCGGAACAAGAGUAAAAUAAAAAGACGGGGCAUUGCUAUCUCGCCGUUUUUUAGCGGAGUUUGUUUGUGCCACAAACCGUGAGCAAUGCCCGGCACGAGGAAGCUGUGAGUCGGACUAACUGUAAAAGGAGAAGUAUCUCAGCAUACUUCACUCAGCUGAAGGGAUUGGUUGGUCGGCGAGAGAUGGAUUCACUAAAGAAAGAGCUGGAAGAGGAGCUGAAGCUCAACACCGAGGAUCUGAGGAGCCACGCCUGGUACCACGGACAGCUGACCCGGGAGGCUGCAGAGUCACUGUUGCAUAGAGAUGGGGACUUCCUUGUUCGGGACUCUAGUUCUGAGCCGGGGAACUACGCUUUGAGCUGCUUUUGGAGGAGCUCUCGGCUGCACUUUAAGGUCAUUCGAGUCGUUCUUCGUCCUAAAAAGGGCCACUCACGGGAGCUGUUUCAGUUUGAGGAAGACCGCUUCGAAAACGUUCCGUCACUCAUCCGGUUUUAUGUGGGUGGGCGUCGCCCUAUCUCCAAAGCUUCGGGCGCCAUCAUCUUUCAGCCAAUCACACGGACCCUUCCUCUGCGUGCCAUCGCCGAGCGACAAAUAGAGCUCAGGAGCAGCGGCGUCAGAAGUGCGGAGAGGGAAAAACUGUUCACGCACAGUAAACGACGCAGCUUCAGCUCCACACACAACGACACACUCCAAGUCAUCAAUCCCUUGCUCAGGAGUGGAAGCCAACCUGCUAACAUGGAGAAUGUUGGACGGAGGCCUUCUCUUCAGUCUGCACAGUCGGACAGCAACCUUAGAACUGGUGUUCCAGAGAGCAGCCAGUCAGAGGACACUGGCCCUGAUCCCGUCUCUCCAGUGUUUCGCACAGGCAGUGAGCCUCUGCUGAGCCCACGACCGCGUCAUACACGGCCCUCCCUCCUAGGUGGUGGCGCGACCUUGCGAGGUUCGGACGGGCAGCUGCACUCCAGAGCUCCCCCCAAACCCCUCAGAGUGUCUGUUGUUUUCCCCAACGCAAUACCUCCUCCACCCACUGACGCAGAUGAAGACCCUUCCUCUUUCUAUGAUGAACUGGUGAUCCAGAUGCCUCAGAGCAGACGGAAGGGCCAUGUGGACCGGCUGCGUGUAGAGGAGAAGUGGCAAAGUCGCGCACGCAUCACAGAGACUUCCUUUGGACUACUGGACGCUCAGGAAAACGAAACAUCACCACAGCCGCUAUUUGAUAAAGAUUUCCCGAGGAAAGCGUCAGAGAAAGUAGAAGACUGGCAUUUUGAACGGCCAAAGAUGGAGACAACCUCAUGUUUCCAGCUGGAGCUUUUUGAAUCACUGCUUUUGCCAGAAAACAACCGACCUUUGGAGCCCAGCGUCCUGCUCAUACUCAAAGAGCACUUCAACCGCUCCGAUCCAAGCAUAACCGCUCUGCACAUGCUCAGUGUUGACUGUCAGGUUGCUAGGAUUGUUGGGGUGACCAAUGAGCAGAAAAGGACCAUGGGAGUAGAUUCAGGACUGGAGCUUGUGACUCUACCACAUGGACGCCAACUACGACAGGAUUUGCUAGAAAGACAUCAUCUAAUAGCACUAGGAGUGGCAAUAGACAUCCUGGGCUGCACAGGAACUGUGAGUCAGAGAGCAACUGUUUUGCACAAAAUAAUCUUGUUGGCUCAUGCCCUGAAAGAGCAGGUCCACAACCUUUAUUCCUUCUCAGCUGUGAUGAAAGCUCUGGAGAUGCCUCAGAUUGUGCGCCUGGAGAUGACAUGGAGAGCACUGAGAAGGAACCAUACAGAGAGUGCAAUAUUAUAUGAAAAAAAGCUCAAACCCUUCAUGAAGUUACUGAAUGAGGGAGAUGGCUCUUCAUUUGACAAUACUGUAGCCAUCCCACACCUAAUUCCUCUGCUAAUGGUCAUGGAGGGAGAGGAUCCUCUGGAGAACAGCGAUCAGGGCUGCCAGCUGCUUUACAAUGUCCUUCAGUCAGCUCGGAGUAUUGCCCUGCACGCUGGGGACUAUCAGGAGUUUGCAAAAUCCCUGCUCUCAGGGGGCUGGGAGCCGGUGCCCGAGCUGCUGGAGGCCUUCCGGACCGAGUUCGCCCUGCGGCUGUUUUGGGGUCAGCAGGGUGCAACUGCAGGCAGAAAAGAGAGAUAUGAGAAAUUUGACAAGAUUCUUCAUGUCCUCUCUGAUAAACUGGAGCCUGUGGAAGUCGUCCCACAACAAGCAGACUCUUGACUUUGAGCUGUUUACCGAUCAGA